Messenger RNA from Triticum dicoccoides, 1814 nucleotides. Its product is annotated as peroxisome biogenesis protein 3-2-like. The transcript is spliced from 6 exons. The record is from RefSeq and is a predicted model, not a curated record. Lineage: Eukaryota; Viridiplantae; Streptophyta; Magnoliopsida; Poales; Poaceae. Gene Ontology annotation, molecular function: protein-macromolecule adaptor activity. Gene Ontology annotation, biological process: protein import into peroxisome membrane. The coding region runs from base 254 to 1393 and encodes 379 amino acids. Gene Ontology annotation, cellular component: peroxisomal membrane.
AUCGGAGUCGGACCCCCGUCUCCGCCACCACGCGCGGAUCUCCUCCCACCCGCCGCCCGGCCGCCCGAACUCCUCUUCCUCUUCCCCGCAGCCGUCGCCGCCCUCCUCCUCGCUCGCCCCAGCCCGCCUGCCACCCCCAACGCGUGCCCGCCUGACCGCGAACCCGAGCGCCGCCGUCCCUCCCGCGCGGCAAGCGGCUAGGGUUUCGCCCGCGUCGCCUCCCACCUCCCGUCCCCGCCCCGCCCUGGCCGCCAUGUUCCAGCUAGGCUCCGCCCCCGGGAAGGCCUUCUGGGCGCGGCACCGGUGGAAGAUGCUCCUCUCGCUGGGCGUCGCCGGCGCCGGCUACGCGGCCUACCGCUUCUACGACGCGCACCAGAAGCAGCUCGUCCGGGUCGAGCAGCGCGCCGAGGAGGAGCGCGCCGCCGACGAGAUCAUCAAGAAUCAGUUGGAAGCCCAUUUUCAGAAGGUGCAGAGGAUCUCGGAUACAACCACACUGCCGUUUGCUAUGCACUACCUACGUUCGCGGGUAAUGGAGGAACUGGAUAUUUCACACCUGACCGAGAGGCUGCUGCAAGGGAAGGGAGAGCUGACGCCAGAGGACAAGUACGAGACCUGGGAGAAGAUCAAAAUUCUGAGUUUCACAAGGACAGUGUCUUCAAUGUGGGCCAUGACAUUGCUGAGCUUAUAUGUUAGAGUCCAGGUCACCAUAUUAGGCAGACAUCUCUACUUGGACUUUGCUCGUGGUACAGAUGGUGCUCAAUUGCAGGCGGAAUCUGAUACUUUUAGCGGGAAUGGACAUAAGGACUUUCUUGGAACUGCUGACUACCUUGCAACAUAUGGUAUCACUGCAUUGAUCAGGCAAAUGCAACAUGCUGCAACAGAAAUCUUGAAAGAGAAGCAACUGAAAGACCCUAUGAGCAUGGACCAAGUAUUACAAACGAUGUUACAGAUAUCGGAGCAGUUCAUGAGUAUGUGUGAAGGCAACUCAUGGAUAAAUUUCCUUGUACCUGAAAGCGCCAAUCGGUAUGCACAGUUGAUGGCUGUGUCCAGCAGCGGCUUUGAUGACUCAUCUCUUCUAAUGGAUGUUGGAAAGCUUGACCAACUAAUGACUGAGACACGCAUAGUGUUGGCAAGCGACGAUUUCAGAAAUAUCAUGGACAUGUCAUUGAGGAAGGUAGCUGAUUUGGUGAUAGAGGACUUGCGUGCACAGGUUGGAGCCGCGCUUCCUCCAUCAGGAUUGCCCUUGGCGAAGCUCUUGGCUAGAGUGGCUCAACUGAGCUCAAUGCUGCUCGAGGAACCAAGCAAGAACAAGCACAUCCAGACCAUCCGAAGCAUGCCCGAGGUGGGACUCUUCUACACAUUCCUCUAUGCAAACAUGCCGCCACAAACGUGAGUUCACGUCGAUGUGGACAGGGGCAUGUUUCUUCCUAAUUUUUGGCCCGAAACCUCCAAAGGAUCUAGUGGUUUAUGUGUAUGAAAACUCGAUCGUUCUGGAUUCUGGGAAGUGAUACCGGUGGAGGAUGUUCAUUCGUGAAAAAUAUACGUGUGGAGAGGAGGCUGAGUUUGUGUCCUGUAUAUUGCUGAAGAUGUGCUCUUGUUAUGUUUCAGGAAACAGGAGUCUUUUCCCUUUUUACUUGGGUUUUCGUUAAAUACUUGUUCUUUUUUUUUAUCUAGCUAGAAUUCAGCAGGCUGUUUCUGCCAUCUCGUUUACAUAUUUUGGUAGCAUGCUUGAUGGAAUUUGUGUACCUCAUGAAUGUUCAACUCUACAAAUUGGUUUAUGAAUGAAUGUUGAUGUGGGUAUACCUAUUCUGUUA